CGGGAGGAGUAACGAGCGGUGGAACUUCUCAUUAACGAAAUCGCAGAAGCAAGCGAUCGGACUGGUAUUAGAGUUAACGAAGUCACAAAGGUAACUCAUUUUUAUUAGUUCAGGGGUAAUUGGGUUCCUACAGUCUAAGAUCACGAAUGCUUGUUAACAAGUAAGAAUAUAACUUUAUUUUUUUGAUUAUCAGGAGUGACAAAAAGUGGUAUUAGGCAGCUAUAUUUUGUAGUGUCACAUCUUGUUUAAUGCAUUGACUCGUCCGCACGCUUCAAUAUUUCACAGACUUUGAGUACGUUGCACAUGUGUGGUUUCUCUUAUGAUUGAAAUUCACUGUAACCAUAAAACCGUGUGUCAGCAAUCAAAAGGAUCUCGGUGCGGGGUAAUUCUAACCAUAAGCAGCCAAAAAACAAAACAAAGCAAUAAAACAAAAUUGCACAAAUUAAGUACAGACAAAAUAAGCACACUUUUGAUGAAAAUGAGAGAGCGAGUGAAACUUUUUAAUGCCUUAAUUCACUUUUGAACGGUUAUUAGUAAUAUUUAAUCCUGGCCCAGAACUAGUUUUUUUUUAAGCUCUCGCGUUUUUUUAUAUCCUUCCAAUCUGAAAAUAAUACUAACUGAUUUCGAAAAGACGUUCAUAAAUAAGAAAUAGAAAAGUAUUUCGGGGGUUCCUGGUUUUCUCUAAGUAACACUGGCUGAUGUUACGGUGGCAAAAGGAGUAGAUGAAAUUACGUUAAAACAUCAACAUUUCCGAUCUCUGUUCAAUAACUCAACAAGGUUAUAUUAAAAAAACUAGAAGAGUCCACUCUAAAAUGAUUUUGGGCUUGUCAAUUGUUCGUUCUCGAGUUUUGAAGAAGGCGUUUGUUAAACUAUUUUCCGCCGCAGUCCGGACAAAGGCGAGUAAUCCGCGAUUUUGAUUGGUCUACGGUAAAUACUGCUUACUCCGAAAAAACAUCUGGCUCGUUCUUUGACUAAUGACUUAAAUAAAUUUUGUAAUCUUUAUUUAACCUAUACCACUAUUUCGGCCUUAGGUUAAUACUCGAACUCUACUCAGUGCUACUUGACUUUCAUUAGUCCAGUAUAAUGCAACUCUGGCGAGAUAUCACUGGUAGAAUUUUCCAGCGUAAUAUUACAAUCAUAUUUAUAUAGUCGACUUAAGCAAUCAUCGAAUGCUGGUAAUACAUCCGCCCUUUGGCGGAUAUUUAACUCUUAACCACGCUAUUCGUAAAGAGGGUGGGUGAGGUGCAUGUAAACAAGAUGAAAAUUUCUGCGCGUAUUAUCUAUCCUCAAGAAGGAUUAGGAUUAUAAAAGCUUUCGUAAGCGACCACACCGGCUCGAAUUCAUAAAGUGGUCGCAACUUGAGCUGAUCGUUCAAGAGAGUGGGCGUUACUGCGCUUUUCACAAACGUGCGAAUUCUGUUUUUCUAAAGCCAACUGACGAUUGCGUUUUUCGCUGCCGUCGAUCAUCUAAACCGACCUCUUAGGAAACAAAACUCUACAUUAACGGGUUCCAAAGGUCAUGGUUUUUGAUUUGUGAUUGGUGGGUUUCGAUCCGUUUUGUGUGUUUCUGUGUUUCAAGGUUAGUUGCUUGUGAUCGUAAUUAAUUAUGAAUUGUGAAGGCGGCUUUUGAACUUUAGAGUAGGCAUGUUUGUGAAAAGCGCAAUAAGCGACCAUGUGAAAAACCUAAUAAGGGCAGUCGGUUGCGAGAUUUUAACAGAAAGCUUUGGACAUGUUGUUACCAAUUGCCAAUGGUAUUUUAAAAUAAUAUUGAUUACACAGUCUUCUGUUACUUCACUUGCGAAGUUCAGUUCGUGUUAAUACAAGACAACGAAACAUACGCUUUGCCCCGGUAGGAGAAUUGCGCAUGGGUGACGACACACACACACACAAACAUAAACGGCUACUAACAAACUGCAAACAUCCAUAACAUCUCCAAAAUUAAGAACAUAAAUAGCACUACCAUUUUAUCACUCAUGCACGCAGUUAGUCGUUUUUAGGAGAAAAUUAACGAACAAGACCCUUUUUUUCAAGUUUUCUCUUUUUUUCUUUCAACAGAUACAUUUCACCUUAUUGAAGACGCAACUAAGUAAUCUCACGAUGAACAGAAAUAUUCUAUUUGUUUUUGGAAUUUUAACGCUGCUUACCAUCGCUGUAUUUUUAACGGACAGUAGCAAAUCCCGAGUCAGAUUUCAUGAAAGGCGGUUCUUGAGAUCGAGAUGGAGGCUUAGACCAACAACAAAACCGACCAGAAGAUAUCGUACUCCGUUGCGUCAGGCCCAAAAUAACCAACACAGCGAUAGUCCAACAAAAUUUGUUAAUGAAGAGGACGUUCGUAAAUAUUAUGAUGAUAUCUACGAAAAUGGUUAGUUAAUUUAGAAGGCUUAGAAAAUUAGCCUGUGAAAACAGUCGACAUUUCGCGACGUCCACUGAUUUCUCCGCGAAAUGACGUCUGAGAAAUGAGCGUAGAAAUUCCAUACUGAUGACGUGAACUACCCCGGUCUGAGAAGUGCUUCUUAGUCGUGGCGAGAGGGACAUUUGCUUUAACCAAUCAGCAGAACUACCUAGAUAUGGGUAGUGACACGUCACCAGUAUGGAAUUUCUGCAUUCGUUCGGCUCAGAGGUCAUUUCGAGGGGAAACUAGUGGUGUGGUCACGAAAUGUCGGCUGUUUUCUAAUGUUAUGAAAAUUGUACUUUCCUACCGAUCCUUGCUAAGCGAUGAAAACCAGUCGAAGAAUGCAGCACUAUAUGUAUGAGAAGAUCAUGUUACGACAAAAAUCAGGCGUUGAACAUAACAUAUGUCAUGUGAAAGAAUUGUAGGUGUCAUCUGAGCUGUCAGUAGUGACGCUGACAUGAAAACGAGUCGACUUGGUCUUCUUCUCUGAAUACACCGAUUCUAGAAAGACUGAAGUGUAUGUAGUCUAUCUAAGCGAGGCUGAAUGGAACAAAAAUUACGAUAAAAAGAAAUGAUCCACAAAUGAUGGGCAGCUGCAAACUGUAAAGCGGCUCAGUGAAAAUAAUAGAUAGAACGGGUUGGUUCAAUUUCGGUUCAGUAAGUACGCACUGUUGCACAGUAAUUGUGGGCCUUUUUCUUUUAAUAAACACUGUUCCGCGGAAGUUUAAAUUAGCCCGUUUCACUUUUUUGGUCAGCCGUUCUUUGUGUUGCCGUCACGCAACGCUCUAACGAACGUUGCGUGACGGCACAAAGAACGGCUGUGGAGUGGACGGUAUUGUUGAUUUUCACAUGACGUCACUAAAAUUCAAACUACAAAACUAUCGAUCCUACUGAGAUUUUACUUUCAUGGUGUUUUAGAGCAGCUGAAAACUAAUUUUCCAUCAAAUUUUCGCUUCAAAAGGGUUCUUGGUUUUGUAAUAGAGUACCCUUGAAUUUUUAAGCUUUUGCUGACGCAGCAUUUACAUGACGGCCGAAAGAGAUGUCAUUUAGGAUAAAAAAGUGACUUUUUUCGAGAAAUUUUGCUAUCUAAACAGUUCAAGUGUUAGAAAAAGUAUUACUUUAAUGUUAUGAGUUCCUCUAGGAGUAAAUUCACGCUUUUGUAGCAAAACUCGGUAACAGGUGUUUCUUUUGGUUUCGGUCCGCCAUGUUGGAGCUCAUCCGGAUGAGCUCCAGCAUGGCGUCUCCAUACAAAGCUCUAUAAAUUUGGGUGAAACAUUUCCUCGGAUAUCUCGUAUACGAGUUAUUCCUUCGACCCAAAUCUUGGCGAGGGUCUUUGUAUAUUCACCUCCUUUCAUUUCCCAGGUUCUGGACUUUAUAUGUCGAAUGGUUUUGAUUUUUAUUUUGAUCUAUUUUGGAUGGCGUGACACUGAAAGCCAGCAAUAUGGAGUGAUGUUACGCUUUUCUUACAUGCAAAGGCAAGAUUUUCCUGGAAUCUGUGUUUCACAUUUUUCCUCGCUAGCAAGCUCUUUUUCUAUGUAAUUAUGUAAGAAAGAAUACAUGAUCAGGCAGCUACUCGAUUACGGGUGUUUUGAUAUCUCUUGAAACUCAAUUGCUAUAUUGGAUCAAAAUGAAACAAACCGUGAAACUCAAGAAAACAAAUUAUACCAUUUGUAUAUACGGCUUUAUUCGUGUCCUUUCGGCCUCGCUAUUUGAGAGAUUUUUUUGUUAGACUGCAAAACAGUCCGUAUUUUUGCGUAUUCAAAUACGCGCGAGCAGUCAAACCAAAGGUCUGGAAUGAGGCUGAUAACAGAGAGCGAGACUGGGGAGAGGCGCGCCUCGCACGCCCGUAGGGCGUGUGAGGCUCGCGCGCUUCCAGCGCGUAAGACUCUUACGCCACGCUUUACCGAUUUCUUUACUGAUUUUGAGAAAAAAAACCGACUGUUUUGCAGUCUAUUUUUUUGUAUAGAUAUAUCAAAAUUUGAAUGCCGAAGUUCAUAAUUUACUCACGCAUAAUUUAUCGGAUCUAUCUAUACCGUAAAUUUUGUUAUUUUCUUUUAAAUAUGUUAUUUUUUGUGCUUUUAUGCGUAGGUGAUUUGUUUUAUCCAGAAGACACAAGAUCUGAAGAAAGAACGCUGUUAAGAUGA
This is a messenger RNA of Porites evermanni, 4535 nucleotides long. The record is from the annotation of a GenBank genome assembly. NCBI's taxonomy places the organism in Eukaryota, Metazoa, Cnidaria, Anthozoa, Scleractinia, Poritidae.